AUGGCAGAGACGUCUCCGAGCCAUUUUUCGACAGCAGCCAGACAGACUUGCUCAUGGGUGCAGGAGCUCCGCUUCAGCGAGCUGUCCUUUCCGAUGUACACCGUAUCUGCGAAAAUUCUUCUAGAGAUGAGAGAAGUUCGAGCUCAUGAGCAGUUGAAACUCGACGGGGUGCUGACCGAAUACGAACAGAGUCUGGGCAGAGCGAUGUUCGUGUCGCACCAGUGGCUUUCGGAUCACCAUCCGGACCCUUGCGCAGAGCAAUUCAAGGUGCUGCAAGACGCGUUGACAAAUAUGCUCUCCGGGAGAAGUGAAGUUCAAGUCCCACCUGUCAUGGAGAUCCAGUAUGGCCGCAUGAAAACUCCUACAUCAGCCGGCAUGACUUCGAAACCUUUGUUUGUUUGGUACGAUUAUUUUUCGUGUCCACAGGGCAGUGACUUCGCAUCUGCACACUCUCGGCAAUGUGCGAUCGACACAAUUGUAUCUUAUGUGGCACGAUGCGAGUACUUCGUGAUACUUUGCCCUGCAGUGACCCAUGCAGACCAAACCGUGCUGGGGGAGGAUGUCUGGGCGACCAGGGGCUGGUGCAGGCUCGAGCGGCUCGCAAGAGAACUUGCAGAACGCGACGAUGGCUUCGUGAUUGUGGUGCACAGUGCGUUUCACCAAAGCCUAAUCUUCAAUACAAGCCGGCACCUAGAUGCUCCUGGUGCGGGACAUUUCACUUGGGAAACCGACCGGUGUCGGAUUGUGGGCGUCAUUGUGCAGAUGAUUUGGAAGAAGUUGCACUAUUUCCUAGAGCAGGGUGACUUCCACAACUAUCGGUUUUUGCUGAACACGCAAAGUCCUUGUUGCCUCAGGGACCUAGAUGCACUCCCUGUUGAAGGCCUGGUGCCGGGUUUUGUGCCACGAAGUGACCCCUUCAAGGACGAAGAGACUUUUGUGGUGGAGUGGUUCCUGCACGAGAACGGUUUCCAGUCAGUUCAGGAGCGGGACUCUGCAGGCUGGACCCCCAUCUGUUACGCUGUCAUGGCCGGUAAUCCAGGCCUGGUGCAGGCCUUGCUAAAGCAGAGAGCCGACUGUAACGACCGGAUCUUGCGCCACAAGCCCGACAUCGGCUUUUGCAAGAACACGCCUGUUUUGGCCUUGGCUGCCCACUUCGGAAACAACGAGACUCUCCGAGUGCUCCUGAGAUCCCGGGCCGACGUGCAUGCCCGUGCUAGCCACAGAGGCAUCGCCUUGCACUCGGCCUCUUUCGCAGAUAACGUCGAAGGUGUGAGACUCCUCUGUAGUGCAAAAUCCGACCCCGGGAAGAGGGUGUUGCCUGGUUUGGAUGCCUUUGAGCUGGCCUGCUCUGCAGGAUCCUGGAGAGUUAUAGGCGACCUUCAACCCGAAAGAAGCAUCCCGAAGCACUCCCUACACUUUGCCUUGAUGAUCAGUGGGGGUUCAGCGGCCUGCAUAUCCAUUUUGAUCCAAGCAAGAGCAGACGUUAAUGAGCAGCUCCGACUUGAGCAGCCUAUGUGGCGGAUCGUGUUUACGGCUCUGAGCAUCCGGCAUCGGCUCAGUCCCUCUGCUUUGACGACUCUGGCCUAUCAACACCUUGGAGCGACUCCCCUCAUGUUCAGUGUCCUGACCGGCAACUUCAAGGCCACCGCCCAACUCCUCGAGGCCCAAGCUGAUGUGGAGAUGCGGAAUGCGCGGGGAAAGACUGCCGUCCACUUCGCUCGACAGGCGCAGGCCCCAGCAUCUCUGAUUGAUGCCCUAGAGGGCUGGGCGGUGCCGGCAGCCUUCGGGGACGGAAGCACCAAAGUUCCCCUCUCUGCCUCAGCAGGGGAGGACCACUAUUUGUUUUGGUGGGGUCUGGUGGAGGGCAUCAUCUCCAGCGGCAGCGCGCAGCGGAGGGCUUUUCGGGCUCUAGCCCGAGACGAGAAACUAAACACGUGGGAGCUUCGUAACGAUUCCAGAUCUGCCUAUGGUGCCGUGAUCGCGAGCCGUGGCUGCGAAGGCUCGGUGAUGACGAUGGACCUUUCAUCGCAGUUUCCGGUAAACCUCACAGAGUUCUAUGCGAUCGAGGCCCUCGUCGGACAAGGUGCCUUCAGCACCGUCUGGAGGGCUCGUCAUCGGACCUCCGGCCAGCUCCGUGCGGUGAAGAAGAUCGAUGCCUCGCUGCUUUCCCCCAGGGAGAUCGCGAACGAGUUGUGUGUGAAAUCCCCAUGCGGUGCUGAUGAUCCUUCGGGAGAAGUCGACGUGGUAGGCAUGCGGUUGCCGCUACACCUGGCAUGGUUUAUCAUCUGCGGUGUUCGUGGGGAGCGCCCAGCUGCUGCCCGCUCCGCUCUGCAACCUGUGCGUCUCCAUGAACCCCCAGGCGAGGCGAGGCCCGCAGCUCGCCCGGGGCCCGCCGCCGUGGUCCGGGCCGAGCCCAUCCUGGGCUCCCAGACUUGGCCUCUGGUCAGCGGAGACAGGUGCGGCCCAAGGAACGCGUACGCAUGCGGCGCAGGCCGAUGUUGCUGCAGGUUCGGCUGCAGUUAUGAUGUCGAGAAGGACAGCUGCACGGCCUGUCACGAUGACGAUCCUGAUGUCGCUACCUUUCACAUCCAAUCUUCUCAUCUCUGGAAAGGGAGAGCCCAGGGGAAUUGCACGAAAGACCACAGUCAUGUUUGUAGACGUUCCUGCUGCUGCAAUGCGGAGUAUCUCUGGAGCUUGGAGAAGCGAGAGUGCCAGCACGUCACUGUCGUCCAGGAGCAGCAAGAAGAAGCGCCCCAGAUUCCCGUUCCUCGAGAAGAUCCCAUUCCAGGAUCCCAGACUUGGGGCACAAGCGACACUUGCGAAAGCAGGAAUGCAUACCUCUGCAAUGACGGACGACACUGCUGUUGCCGGAUGGGCUGCACCUACGAUGUCGAGUACGACGAAUGCCGCGGCUGCAGUGAUAGCAACCCUGACGUGGCCAACUUUCACAUCCCGGCAUCCCAUCUGUGGCAGUCCCGCAUGGAGGAGAACAUGUGCACAGCGUCGCACAGCCAUCUGUGUGGUAAGUCUUGCUGCUGCAAUGCCGAGUGGCGGUGGGAUCUGGACAAGAGGGAAUGUGUGAAAGCCACAGCCUUGCAGACUCUGAGGACUGCGCGGGCGUUGAGACAGAAGCCCCCCGAGCCGGCACCGAUCCCUGGCUCUCAGAUUUGGGAAUCCUGCCAGGAUCGGCAUGCUUACUCCUGCGGCAAAAACCACUGCUGCUGCAUGUUUGGGUGCGCUUACGACGUGGAAGAAGAUGCCUGCACCGGUUGCAAAGCCAACGACCCUCUGGUGGAAGUCUUCCACAUCCCGGCAUCUCAUCGCUGGCCGGAGAGGAAGCAGGAGGAAGCUAACUGUGCUGAUCCCUUCUCAUGCGGCCGCUGCGAUGCCAAGCUAAGCCAUCCCUGUGGAUGGUCGUGUUGUUGCGAUGCUGGCCACGUUUGGGACCUGGAACAGCGAAGGUGUGUCACCUACCAUCAAACGGAAUCUUGGCACCUCAGUCUUGGAGUGUUGACCAGUUUGUGGUCCACGAUCUCCGUUUUGGAUUGA
This is a messenger RNA of Symbiodinium necroappetens, 3549 nucleotides long. The record is from the annotation of a GenBank genome assembly. NCBI's taxonomy places the organism in Eukaryota, Dinophyceae, Suessiales, Symbiodiniaceae.